GUGAUAUAUUUCGUAUUCUCACUUAAUAUUUUGCCAAAUAAUCGAAAUGAUCUGCCGUACCUUAGCUAAGAUGAGCUGGCGUGAUCAGGGCAUCACUUAUGUGAAGUAUCUAAAUGUCUGCACAGAGGCGCUGCAUUUGUGCACCAUUCCAAAGGCCCGUGCUAAGUAUGAGCGCUUUUCGAACCCAAAUUAUUCUGCCUACAUGCCGGAGAGUACAGGUGGAAUGCAGGAAAUCACAAAGGUGCCAAUUUUUACGAAGGACUACUAAUCGAAUAUCACAAGCAGAUACUUUUGGCUUGAUCAUGUGAUUACAUCCUUUUCUUUUCUUCUUGCCUUUAGCUUGAGGUAUCGAAAAUAUCUACUAGGUUUUAGAAAGGUGUGCACUCAUAAAAAGGUGCACUCCCUUUUGUGGGUUUGUAGCUGAAUGUCUUCUUUUUGUUGUAUUA
Phytomonas sp. Hart1 is the source of this 446-nucleotide messenger RNA. The record is from the annotation of a GenBank genome assembly. Lineage: Eukaryota; Euglenozoa; Kinetoplastea; Trypanosomatida; Trypanosomatidae.